Chenopodium quinoa (quinoa) is the source of this 1077-nucleotide messenger RNA. Its product is annotated as extensin-like. Lineage: Eukaryota; Viridiplantae; Streptophyta; Magnoliopsida; Caryophyllales; Amaranthaceae. The transcript has a single exon. The coding region runs from base 1 to 1077 and encodes 358 amino acids. The record is from RefSeq and is a predicted model, not a curated record.
AUGUGGGAGUGGAAUGUGGGUAAGGAAACAAUAGAUGUAUGGUUGGAGGAAAGGGAAAGUCCUGGUUUGGUGUUUAAGGAUGCUGAAGCUAGUUGGCAUAGAAGGUUAAAACAGAAAGCUGAGAGGGAUAGGUUAGACAUGGAAAAAAAGAAGAGGUUAGUUGAAGAAGAUGAAGCUCAGAGGGAGCUUGAUGAACAACAACCUUACACUAUUGUCGUAGAGGUUCAUAUGGUUGUUGCUGAGGACUCAAGAGUUGAGUAUGUUAGAGCGUUUCACACUCCAGUAGCUGAUGAGGUUUUCCCAGUCCCAUCCCAGCCUCAGGCAGAACAAAGUUCUCAGUCAGAAAAUGGUUCCCAGCCAUCAACUCCACCAAAACAUUCUCAACCCACUUCUCCUCUUAACCAGCCCAGAAUAAAAGUUGUUGGGAAGAAAAUGACACUUAGGAAAAGGAAAACUACAGCCAAAACACCACCUCCUACUGAUGCAUCUGUCAGAACCCCAGAACCCUCUCCAAUUCCAACAACAGCCCCACCACAUACACCACAACCUUCUCCAAACACAACAACAUCCCCACCACCAACACCACAACCCUCUCCAAACCAAGCAACAUCCCCACCACCAACACCACAACCUUCUCCAAACCAAGCAACAUCCCCACCAUCAACACCACAACCUUCUACAACCCAAGCAACACCCCCACCCCAAACAGUACCACCUUCUACUACAAUCUCAUCUUCUAGUGCAGAACCUACAAAUGCCUGUCCAGAUAAACCUAAGAAGGGGGAUAGAUCUAGACCCCCAGGUUUCAAAACAAAAAAGAGUGUUGGAAAAAAGGUUGCUGAGGGAAGUCAGGAGCAAGGUGUGAGUCUAAGGAGAUCAGGAAGAAGUAGGAAGUCACCAGCUAGGGUUGAGACUAGUGAUGAUAGUACCGAGGAUGAUAGAUUUGAUGAUGAUGAUGGUGAUGAUGAUGAUGAUUACAUAGAAUCUGGUAGUGAGCCAGAUGAUGAUGAUGCUGAUCUUGCUGACUUCAUAGAGGAAGAAUGUGAAUGUUUAUAUGAUGACAUUCAUGAGAAGUAG